Penicillium oxalicum is the source of this 1299-nucleotide messenger RNA. RefSeq names its product rRNA-binding endoribonuclease. The transcript is spliced from 2 exons. Gene Ontology annotation, molecular function: RNA endonuclease activity. Gene Ontology annotation, cellular component: preribosome, small subunit precursor. Lineage: Eukaryota; Fungi; Ascomycota; Eurotiomycetes; Eurotiales; Aspergillaceae. The record is from RefSeq and is a predicted model, not a curated record. Bases 1 to 1299 code for a protein of 432 amino acids. Gene Ontology annotation, biological process: ribosomal small subunit biogenesis; maturation of SSU-rRNA.
AUGGCGGAUGCAACAGCGCCUUCAGGGAAACCUGUGCACACGAUCGUGCUGGAUGCCGGUCCUAUCAUCAAAAAUACCCCGCCACUUUCAACCUUGCUGGCUCAAUGCGACGAGAUCAUUACCACUCCCGCUGUGGUCAACGAGAUUCGCGACCCCGACGCCCGUGCUCGAGUGGAAACCCUUUAUCUGCCUUUCUUGAAGCAACGCACCCCUACGCCUAAAAGCUUCAACGUCAUCAGCGAAUUCGCCCGCAAGACAGGUGAUCGAUCCGUCCUGAGUCGAGUCGAUAUCGAAGUACUGGCGCUCGCCUACGAAAUUGAGUGCGAGCGCAAUGGUGGCGACUGGCGUCUGCGAAGCGUUCCAGGCCAGAAGCGCGUGAACGGGAGACCGCCAGUGAAGGAGGAAGAUAAGAAGGAGGAGGGCAAGGAGGAAGAGUCUGCGCCCACCGAGAAGGAAGCAACCAACGAGGAGGCAGAAGCAUCAGUGACGGACAAAAAGGGAGAAGAGGAGCAGCAGCAGCAGCCAGAGGAGGAAACAACGCCCUCUUCCAAUGCCGAGAUCGUUGCAGAAAACAUUGAGGCGGAGUCAACCAUCGCCGAGGAAUACCUCGACGAAGAGAACGAGGAGGAUGAGGAAGAAGAUGAUGCAGCCGACUCGGAUGGUGGUGAAUGGAUCACUCCCACCAACUACAAGAAGCGGCUGGCCCGCGACGAGAGUGGAGCGUCAGGCAAUGGUGCUGAACCAAAGACCAUGCAGGUUGCAACCAUGACAACCGAUUUUGCUUGCCAAAAUGUCUUGUUGCAGAUGAACCUCAACUUGCUCUCUACCACGACGCUUCAACGAGUCCAACACCUGAAGUCGUUUAUCAAGCGCUGCCAUGGCUGUUUCUUGACAACCAAGGAAAUGAACAAGCAGUUCUGUCCUCGCUGCGGCAAGGACACUCUCACCCGUGUUUCAUGCACCACUACCGCGAAUGGCCAGUUUACGAUGCACUUGAAGAAGAACAUGCAAUGGAACAAUCGUGGAAAUCGGUUCAGCGUCCCCAAGCCUAUUGCCGGUAGUGCCAACGGCAAGUGGAAAGGUGGUGGUGGAAAGGGAGGCUGGGGUACUGAGUUGAUCUUCGCCGAGGAUCAGAAGGAGUACGUCCGAUCCACAGUUGAAGAGGAGCGGCGUCAACGCCGUGAGCGUGAUCUAAUGGAUGAGGAUUAUCUCCCCGGUAUCUUGACCGGUGAGCGUAACAAAUCCGGUGGACGCAUUCGAGUUGGCGCUGGCCGCAAUGUCAACUCAAGGAAGCGCUAA